CGCUCGCGCCAAGGCUAGUGCUCGUUUUGCUGAGCGCGGCCCCGACACACACAUUCUGUCUGCUCCAUCACGGCACCGCGCUUUUGCGCACAAGUCGAAGAAGGGUGGGGAAACGGAGAAAGGACGGCCAAACCUGAAAGUGCGGCUUGUUCAGUAAUCGUUAGGGUGAGCGAUCAGAAAGAGAGGUAAACACGGCAACAGUAGACGGCAUGGCAAGACGCCGAACUGAAGAUAUAAUAAGAUGAAUUCAUGCCACACCGCCGGGCUGACUUGAGCAGCCGGAAAGUAUGAGGUGUAGAACUCUGUCGAAUUUUACUUUUAAUUUAAUUUAGACAGAAGGCUAAUUAGUUAGCUGGUUUCUUCUGCAAUAGUUUGGGGGCUAAAGAAAAGCAAACAUGUCAUUGAGCAGUGAAACCAAGAAGACAAGUCGCAAGACUGGCGUGAAUUUCUGCGACACUCCGACUACGAUCUCCUCCGAGGAGCCAGUGGACGCGCCCUCUACUGUCAACCAGGUGCUCCUGGAGCUGCUGGGUUACUUUGGGAGAGCUUUUCUUUACCUGUUCCCUGUCUACCUGAUCGGCUACUUGGGGCUUAGCGUAUCCUGGCUGCUCUUUGGUUUGAUGGUGUGGACUUGGUGGAGGCGGAAUAGAAAGUGGAAAAAGUCCCGUUUAGCGAGGGCACUGGAAUUUUUAGAAAAUGAAAAGCAACUCAUUAUCGAAGGAAUCAAAGAUCUGGACCUCCCUGCUUGGGUUCAUUUUCCUGACAUUGAAAAAGCAGACUGGUUAAACAAGUUGCUAAAGCAGGCCUGGCCUUACUUUGGAAUAUACAUGGAAAAGAUGCUUCAGGAUACAAUUGAACCAGCAAUCAGAGCAUCAAGCAUACAUCUUAAGACAUUUACUUUCUCUAAGAUUAAUUUUGGAGAAAAGGCUCUCAAAAUUAAUGGAGUGAAGGUAUACACAAAAGAAGUGGACAAAAGACAAGUGAUCAUUGACCUCCAACUAAGUUAUAUUGGAGAUUGUGAAAUCAAUGUUGAAGUGAAAAAGCUGUGUAAAGCCGGAGUAAAAGGAGUUCAGCUUCAUGGUACUUUGCGUGUCAUUCUGGAACCUCUAGUAGGCCAAGUGCCCUUUGUGGGUGGGAUAACAAUUUUUUUUAUUCGAAGACCGCUUCUCGAAGUUAACUGGACUGGACUUACAAACUUGCUGGAUGUUCCAGGAUUCAGUGACAUGUCAGAUGCUAAGAUUUUGGAACUUGUUUCCUCCUAUUUGGUGUUACCUAAACGGCUCUGCAUUCCUUUGAUUGACAAAAUACAAGUGGCACAGUUGAAAUUUCCACUCCCUCAUGGUGUGGUUCGGGUACAUUUAGAAGCAGCCAAGGAUCUUGUGCGGAAGGAUACCUACUUGAUGGGCAUGGUUAAAGGAAAAUCAGACCCGUAUGCAAUACUGAGAGUUGGGACACAAACACACCGAAGCAGAACAAUCAAAGAAGAACUGAACCCAAGCUGGAAAGAAGUUUAUGAAUUUGUAGUUCAUGAAGCUCCAGGUCAGGAUUUAGAUGUGGAAUUAUUUGAUGAAGACCCUGAUAAAGAUGAUUUCCUUGGCAGCCUCUGUAUUGACCUGGGUGAAGUUAUGAAAGACAGAGUAGUGGAUGAGUGGUUCCCACUGAACGACAUAGAAAGUGGUGAGGUCCAUUUAAAACUCGAGUGGCUGUCUUUACUGGUGGAUCAGCAGAGGCUUGUGGAGAACAAUCAAAGGCGACCCUGCGCCAUAUUAGUCAUUUAUUUGGACAGUGCUUGUAACCUACCUAGAAACCAGUUUGAAUAUAGCAACAAUGAAUAUGGCUUAAAGAAGACAAAAACCCCUAAAUAUAUCAAGUUAACCAAAAAUAAAAGCAAUGGAGAGCCGUGUUCAUAUGUGGAGUUCUCUACAGACAAGGAAUCCCAGAAGAGCAAGGUUUCUUAUUCAACCAAAGACCCAGUGUGGGAGGAGCCAUUUACUUUCCUGGUCCAUAAUGUUCAUUCUCAAUCACUUAACAUUGAGGUGAAAGAUGAUGACAGAAAUUGUGCCCUUGGUACUCUAACUAUCCCACUGUACCGUAUAUUGACUGCGUCUGAAAUGACACUGGACCAGAGGUUUCAGCUGGACCAUUCUGGUCCCAGUAGCACAAUCAAAAUGAAACUUUUGCUAAGGAUUCUAACACUAGAAGAACCUGACCCUGAUUCCAUCUAUACAGGCCUGAAUGCCUUAAAGAAAGUUCCCUUGUCCAUUAAAAAGAAGAAAGUGCCAAGCAAAAGUGAGCCAUCACCAUCUGAGCAAAAAAAGCACGAACUUUUCAUGCGACCUACCAGUGGGCUACACUAUGCUUCCUCAGAAACUAACUUGGACAAAGAAAAAGUGCAGCACUCUUUUAGGACUGCUGUUGUUACAGAUCCAAAGCCUGCAGGUGUAGCCACACCAGUUGCUCGCAAAUCCUCAGUCUUACAGCCAAACCGUAAAACAGAAACCACCAGCAUGAUUUCUGACAUCUCUGUUUGUUCGUCCCAUUUUGAUUUGAUUGAUGGUCAGCUUCCACUUCCUAAUGGAACAAGUAGUGAUGGAGUCAGUUUGGGACAGAUUAACGUAUCUGUACACUACACGUCUGUGAGACACCACCUGAUUGUUCACGUCAAUGAGUGCAGGAACUUAAUCCCUAGCUCUCAAAGUGGAUCUGAUCCAUAUGUUCGCAUCUACUUGCUUCCAGACCGCAGCUGGGCCAACCGAAAAAGGACCUCUGUGAAAAAAAAGACCCUCGAUCCCGUGUUUAAUGAGAAGUUCGAGUUCCCAGUCUCACAAGACGAAGUGAAAAAGAGAAAGUUGGAAAUUGCUGUUAAAAACAACCGAUCUUUCACUUCUCAUGAACGAAAGGAACUUGGCAAGGUGGAGAUUGAUCUUUCCAAAGAAGACUUAAUUAAAGGAUUCACACAGUGGUAUGAACUCUCUUUGAAUGGACUGUAGAGCAUACAAUGGAAAGAGAUAUUUGGACUCGGGAGCCUCAAGCAACCUUGGCUUCAAUGACCAGCUGACGUCCUGUGGCAUCGCUGCCUUCGAUAUGAAAAACAAACAGAACGGUUUCAGAAUCUCCCAAUGGUACAUCAAUAUGAAUGCCAAUGUAAAGUUUCGAAUG
This is a messenger RNA of Erpetoichthys calabaricus (reedfish), 3159 nucleotides long. RefSeq names its product extended synaptotagmin-like protein 3 (gene esyt3). The coding region runs from base 396 to 2990 and encodes 864 amino acids. Gene Ontology annotation, biological process: lipid transport. The transcript is spliced from 23 exons. Gene Ontology annotation, molecular function: lipid binding. The record is from RefSeq and is a predicted model, not a curated record. NCBI's taxonomy places the organism in Eukaryota, Metazoa, Chordata, Cladistia, Polypteriformes, Polypteridae.